Messenger RNA from Bombus terrestris (buff-tailed bumblebee), 4555 nucleotides. RefSeq names its product WD repeat-containing protein 19 (gene Oseg6). NCBI's taxonomy places the organism in Eukaryota, Metazoa, Arthropoda, Insecta, Hymenoptera, Apidae. Gene Ontology annotation, molecular function: protein binding. Gene Ontology annotation, cellular component: intraciliary transport particle A; cilium. The coding region runs from base 224 to 4336 and encodes 1370 amino acids. Gene Ontology annotation, biological process: intraciliary retrograde transport; cilium assembly. The transcript has 19 exons. The record is from RefSeq and is a predicted model, not a curated record.
CUAUCUAUCACGAUCCAUGGCAACAAUCACAUACACAAUUUGAAAUUGAUCGAGGCCUAUCGAAACAUAAACAACAUGGCGAAUAAAAGAAAUAUAACGUUACAUGUAAAAUAUGUCUCAUUUAAUAAAUUAAUAUUUUAACUAUGCGCCAUCAUAACAUUUUUAUACUUUGUUAGGCAACUAGCCUUUUCGACUAUAACGCUAAAAACUUCGGCCUCAAAAAAUGUCGAUUGAUAAGGUUCUUUAUCAAUUGUAUCAACCCCAUGGUUCUGGUACUGUUUUCAUUUCAUGGCGCCCUGGUAAUAGUACUCAUCUAGCAACUACUGGUUAUGAUUCCUCAGUUGCUAUUUUUGAUAGACAAGGUGAAUUACAAGAACGUAUUCAAAUUGCUGGUUUAUGUACUGGUUUUGGAUGGGAUUCUGACGGAGAUCUAUUGGCUAUUAUAUCACAAAGUUCUUCUACUAUCACGUUAUGGGAUGCAACAACUGGAAAAAAAACACAAAUAGAUGCUGGUGUAAGAGAUGGAUUAACAUGUAUGAUAUGGGCAAAAAGAGCUUGUUUAUUAGCAGUAGGAACACAGAAAGGAAAUUUAGUACUAUAUGACCACAUAAAUGCCAAACGAAUACCAAUUUUGGGAAAGCACAAAAAAAGGAUAACUUGUGGCGCUUGGUCUUAUGAGGGACUUCUUGCGUUAGUCAGUGAAGAUAAGGUUUUAACUAUCAGUACAAGUGAUGGGGAUACAAGGCGUGAAAUACCUCUUCAAGGUGAUGCAUCUGAUAUUCAGUUUAAUGAGAUGAAAAUGGAUCACAGAGUUGGGGGUGAAAAUACGGUAUCUCUUAUUAUUAGCAAAACCACUUUAUUUCUAUACAAUAUUUUGGAUCCAGAGAAUCCUAUUGAAUUAGCUUUUCAAAAACGUUAUGGACCUAUUGUUACUUAUAAAUGGUAUGGGGAUGGAUAUAUUUUAGUUGGUUUUCAAACUGGAUAUUUUACUGCAAUAUCUACGCAUAUUAAAGAAGUUGGCCAAGAAUUAUUUCAAGUUAAGAAUCAUAAAGAUUCCUUGACUGACUUGGCCAUAAGCCAAACAAUAGGAAAAAUUGCUACAUGUGGGGAUAAUGCCAUAAAAAUACAUAGCUUGCAAAAUUUAGAAGAAACUGAAAAAUUAAUUACAGUAAGCGGUGAAACUGGAAUUAAUACAGUAGAAUGGUCAAUGGAUGGUACAAUGAUAGCAACUGUGACUCACAGUGGCAAUGUUUUAGUCUAUUUAAUACAAAUUCCUAAAUUAUCUAGCAUUUGUGGAAAUAGGAUUGCACUCCUUACCAGUUUAACAGAAGUUACAGUCCAUCUGUAUACGCUAGAUAAGGAAAAACCAGAACCAAUAAUAAUUAAUACUAUAAUAGAACCGUCGGUAUUAACAAUAGGUCCAAUGCAUGCAGCAGUAGGGUUGAAUAACAGAGCAUUGUUCUGGGAUAUAUCUGGAAGAGAUUACAAUACUACAGUACAUUUUGAAAGAGAUUAUUUAGCAACAAUAGAUAGUAUAAGAUUGAAUGAAACUUAUGCAUCUGUUUUAUUUGAUGGCAAAUUACAGUUGCACUCGAUUAAAAUGGAUCAAACACUAUCGAAAGAAGGGAAGGAUACAAAAAUGUUUCCAGGCUUAGUUGUUUCAGAUUUUAAAAUAACGUGCCAUGCUCUUAGUAGCGACUUCUUAAUCUACGGCAGUGAUAUGGGCCACAUAAUCUAUUUUAGUUUAGAAAUCUUUAAUCAAUGUACUGAACAUAUACACAAUAAUGGCAUAAAGGAAAUCUAUUUAGAUACAAAUGGAACACAAUUAUGUUUUAUAGAUAACAAGUUCGAUGCUUAUAUGUAUAAUUCUGUGCAAGAAACUGUUUUACAAAUUCCUGAUUGUCUAAGUUGCAUUGAAGGUGUAAUUUGGGAUCAAAAUAUUUUAGAACGUAAUAUAUUUACUGUUUACAAUAAAACUCUCAUUACUACAUACAUAUUUGUAAAAUACUUUAUCGAAGGUACAAAAAUUAUAAAGAUAAAUACAACAAAACUGCCAUCUGAAACAUUACCGCUAUUGAUGUAUUCUGGAGAAUUGACAUUAAGUUCAACAAAUAACAAAUUAAUGCAAAUUACAUUGUCUUCUCAUGAAGAUAUAGGAAAUAUUGUGGAAUAUACAAAAAUGAAAGAAAUAUUAGAAAAUCAGAUUCUUUGCAGGAGAUAUCAACAGGCAUGGGAGACGUGUGAGAGAAUUAAUGAGAAAGACUCAUGGUUAAAGUUAGGAGAAAUUGCAAUUGCAAAUUUAAAUAUUGAUUUUGCAAUUCGAAUUUACCGCUACUUAGAAGAUGCUGCGAUGGUUUGGGCACUACAAACUAUGGAAACCUUAGAUGAAUUGCCUUUAUUAUGUGGACAUGCUUGUAUUUUACUUGGUAAUUAUAAUGAGGCAGAACAAUUUUUUUUACAAUCAUCUCAACCAGUACAAGCUUUAUAUUUAAGAAGAGACCUAAUGCAAUGGGAACAAGCAUUAAAUUUAGCCCAAAAAUUAAAAGCUAAUGAAAUUCCUUAUAUUGCUAGAGAAUAUGCUCAACAGUUGGAAUUUACGGGUAAUUAUCCAAAAGCGUUAACAAAUUAUGAACGUGGAUUGGUAGAUUCAAAUAAUAUAUCUAAUACAACUACACAUAAUCCGCAACAUCGAAAUCUAUGUCUUGCCGGAAUUGCAAGAAUGUCUAUCAGAUGUGGGGAUAGUAGAAGAGGUGUAAACAUAGCUAUGGAUAAUGAAAGUUCGAGGCAAUUGCGAAAAGAAUGUGCAGAAAUAUUAGAAUCAAUGAAGCAAUUUAAUGAAGCUGCAUUACUAUAUGAAAGAGCUGAAUAUUUUGAUAAAGCUGCUUCUGCAUAUAUAAAAUUAAAAAAUUGGCAGAAAGUAGGGCAACUUCUACCACAAAUUUCAUCUGCCAAACUUAAUAUACAAUAUGCUAAAGCCAAGGAAGCUGAAGGCAAAUAUGAAGAAGCAGCAAAGGCAUAUGAAACUGCAAAAGAUUAUGAAAAUAUAAUUAGGAUUAAUUUGGAAUAUUUAAACAAUCCUGCUCGAAGUGUUGAAAUAGUACAACAAACGAAAAGUAUAGAAGGAGCUAAAAUGGUCGCAAAAUAUUUUCAAAAAAUGAAUGAUUAUAAUUCAGCAAUUAAGUUCUUGAUUUUAUCAAAUUGUCACGAAGAAGCGUUCCAAUUAGCUAAUCAACACGGAAAAAUGGAAUUAUAUGGAGAAAUCCUAAUAAAUACGAUUGAUGACAGCAAUGCGCGAAAAGAAGAUUUUAAAAGCCUUGCGAUGCAUUUUGAAUCUCAGAAAAAUAACUUUUUAGCUGGAAAAUAUUACUUCUAUGCCAAGGAAUAUCAAAAAGCAUUACGACAUUUAUUAAAAGCUGCACAAUUAGUAACAGAUGAAAAUGAAAUCCUGUCAUUAGCCAUUGAUACAGUUGCUUCUUCAAAAGAUGACAAGUUAGCAAAUCAGUUAAUUGAUUUUUUAUUAGGUGGUGAUGGAUUACCAAAGGAUCCUAAAUAUCUGUUCAGAUUAUAUAUGGCUAGAAAACAGUACAAAGAAGCUGCAAAAACAGCAAUUAUAAUUGCUAAUGAGGAACAAAUUAAUGGAAAUUAUAGAAGCGCUCAUGAUGUUUUAUUUGGCAUGUAUCAAGAAUUAAAAAAGAAUAAAAUCAAUAUACCUUCAGAGAUGCAAAACAAUUUAAGACUUUUGCAUUCAUAUAUUCUUGUGAGACUUCAUGUAAAAAAGAACGAUCAUUUACGUGGUGCUCGUAUGUUAAUAAGAGUAGCCAAUAACAUAUCGAAAUUUCCAUCACAUAUUGUUCCGAUUUUGACCUCCACUGUAAUAGAAUGUCAAAGAGCUGGAUUAAAAUAUGCUGCUUUUAAUUAUGCUGCUAUGUUGAUGCGUCCAGAAUACAGAAGUCAAAUUGAUGCUAAGUAUAGUAAAAAAAUUGAGGCAAUUGUAAGAAAGCCACCAAAAUCAAAAGAUAAUGAAAUUGAAGAGGAACCUUUAACUCCAUGUCCAUAUUGCAAGAGCAAACUUACAGAGACAGAGAUUACUUGCGACAAAUGCAAAAAUACAAUACCUUUUUGUAUAGCUACAGGCCGACAUAUCAUUGAAGAUGAUUUCGCGGUAUGUCCACAAUGUGAUUUUCCUUGCAUAAGAAGUGAAUUCUUAAGGAUUAUUGAAUCUGAAAAUACGUGUCCAAUGUGCUCGGAAAAAGUAGAUGUUAACAUGAUUUCAUCUACUCUUAACAUCCGUUCCUAUCUCGAUUUUCAAGAAGGAAAAUUACCAGUGAGAACUUAAACAGUUUUAGUUAUAAUUUAAUAGAAGUUGAAAAAAAUACAAAUAUUAUUAUUCCUAUCAAACGGUGCCGUCCAAUAUGAGUACAACAUAGACAAGUACAAGUAGCUUAUAUAAAUUCAUAGAUUAUUUAUAAAAUUUGUGCACAAAUCAAAUAAUGACCAUGCAUGGAAGUAUCAACAGUAUGUAGAUAUUAUUGCCAAUAAACUAGUCUCCAAGCAA